AUGGACUCGGACGAGGAAAGAACGCUUUUCAGCCGCGACCAUGGGGACGAGGACGACCUGGUGAAGUUCGACGACGCCGACCGCGACUCCGACCACGGCGGUCACGCCUCGGUGGUGGACGACUUCGGCAACAACUACGACUACCUUGACCUCAACAACAAAGCCUACACUCGCAAACUUCGAUUCAAAGGUAAGCGAUUGGUGUACUUCACUCUGGGGUUCAUCUCGUUGUUUGUUUCGCUUUUUGGCUACGAACAAGGGGUGUGUCUGGGAAUCCUUAUUUUCGAUACUUUCACCCGGUACUUUGACCAUCCGACAGCGUCCGAGAUCGGGUUUGUCAUUUCCAUCCUCGAGAUUGGCGCCAUGAUCUCGCUGUUGUUGGUGGCGAAAAUGAGUGAUACGUUUGGCCGUAAACGGACGAUGCUUUCGGGAACCCUUAUAUUUAUGGUGGGCGGCCUUUUACAAACCUGUGCCACCAACUUAGUGGUAUUUGGUGUGGGGCGAGUGAUCUCCGGGUUCGGAGUGGGUAUUCUCUCCACUAUCGUGCCCCUGUACCAAUGUGAAAUCCUGCCCCUGGAAGAGCGGGGUAAGUUGGUAUGUGGCGAGUUUACCGGUAACAUCAUUGGCUACGCCCUCUCAGUGUGGGUCGAUUACGGUCUGUAUUUCUUCCAAGACAUUGGUGAUGCCCGGAAAAAGCCCCAUAGCACUAUUGCCCAGCUUUCGUGGCGGUUACCAUUAUUUCUACAGGUGGUAAUUGCGUUUGUGCUUUUCAUCGGCGGCUUCUUCAUUGUCGAACUGCCACGGUGGCUCUUGGAUAACGACAUGGACCAGCAAGGGUUCCAUGUGCUCGCAUUGCUCUACGACCUGGACCCGCUGCCCCAGAAAGUCCAGGAUGAAUUUUUGCAUAUUAAAAACGCCAUUUUGCACGAGCGGGUUACCACGCCGAAGUCAGAACGCCUGUGGCGCCACAUGUUCCGCGCCUACAAACUGAGAAUCUUGCUCGGGUGUCUGGCGCUCAUGUUUGCCCAGUUCAAUGGGAUUAAUAUCAUUUCAUACUAUGCUCCCCUCGUAUUCCGCGAGGCCGGUUUUGAUCACAGCAACGCGCUUUUGAUGACGGGGAUCAACGCUCUUGUCUACUUGGCGCUGACGAUCCCACCGUGGUUCCUAGUUGACCGGUGGGGGCGUAAACCGAUCUUGAUUUCCGGGGGGAUCACCAUGGGCAUCUGUCUUUUGCUCAUCAGUUUCAUGAUGUACGUCAACCAAAGCUACACGCUGAUGCUGGUGGCGUUGUUGGUGAUCGUCUACAACGCUGGCUUUGGCUACUCGUGGGGUCCGAUUGGGUUUUUGAUCCCCCCUGAAGUGUACCCGCUCUCGGUGCGGUCGAAAGGGGUGUCAUUGGCCGUGGCUACAAACUGGCUUUCAAACUACAUUGUGGGCCAGUUGACUCCUGUGCUCCAAGAGAGCAUCCAGUGGGGGUUGUACCUUUUCCCCGCGGGGCUGUGCUUCAUCCUGGUGAUGGUAGUGUUCCGGUUCUACCCGGAGACCAAGGGGUUGGAGCUUGAAGACAUUGACAAGUUGUUCCAACAGGACGGCGGUGUUACUAGUGGCGGCCCUGGCGGGCGCUACCAGCGCGUGGCUCUGUUUGAGCUCGAGCCAUUAUCGGAGCCGUUGUCGGAACCCGAAUCAACUUCCGAGCGCCAGCAUUUGUCUUAG
This is a messenger RNA of Diutina rugosa, 1713 nucleotides long. It is a transcript of the gene HGT5, whose product is annotated as Hgt5p. Gene Ontology annotation, cellular component: membrane. Gene Ontology annotation, molecular function: carbohydrate:proton symporter activity. Gene Ontology annotation, biological process: carbohydrate transport; transmembrane transport. The record is from RefSeq and is a predicted model, not a curated record. NCBI's taxonomy places the organism in Eukaryota, Fungi, Ascomycota, Pichiomycetes, Serinales, Debaryomycetaceae. Bases 1 to 1713 code for a protein of 570 amino acids. The transcript has a single exon.